Messenger RNA from Zonotrichia leucophrys gambelii, 1186 nucleotides. It is a transcript of the gene REG4, whose product is annotated as regenerating family member 4. NCBI's taxonomy places the organism in Eukaryota, Metazoa, Chordata, Aves, Passeriformes, Passerellidae. The record is from RefSeq and is a predicted model, not a curated record. Bases 56 to 535 code for a protein of 159 amino acids. The transcript is spliced from 6 exons.
GACUCGCCACAAGCCGCUAUUCCUCACCAUCUCCGGACGACAGGGAGCACGGAGGAUGGCGGCUGCGGCCAGACUCGCCUUGCUGCUGCUGGGCUGCGCGGGGCUCCUGCGGCCGCUCGACGGCCGGUACAUCGGCUACUGCCCCGACGGCUGGUCCUACUUCUACCUCAGCUGCUUCAAAUACUUCUCCGAGCCCCUGAGCUGGGACGAGGCUGAGAGGCGGUGCCAGGACGUGCAGAAAGGCGCCCACCUGGCGUGGGUGGAGAACGCCCACGAGGCAGCCACGCUGCGCAGAACCAUCUCCUACCACCAGCGUGCGCAGCCCGUCUGGAUCGGGCUGCAAAAGAGCAGACAGAGCCAGGCCUGGCAGUGGACAAAUGGGGAGGACUACAGUACCACCGGCGAGGUGCCUGGGAACGGUGCCCGCGGGGGGAGCUGCGCCGCGCUGACCCAUGACAGCGACUUCUCCGUGUGGUCCAGCGCCGACUGCUCCCAGAAGCAUCACUACAUCUGCAAGUUCUACCCCUUGCGAUGAGCGCAGCCCAGGACCCCGCGCCGGCGGCGCUCCUCCCGUGCCACCCCCGUGUCUCCCCCUAAAACUCCUAUAAAUACAUCUUAUAAAAAAAGAAGCAUGCAAGUGCUGUGUGAGCCUGGUGCUGGUGCUGGUCCUAGGCUGCUCCGUGAGAGAGAGACGGGCUCUGCCCCGGCUCCCCGAGCUCCCCGGGCUUCCAGAGGCUUGUGCGGGCAGAGCUGCUCCGGGAUGAGCCCCCAGGAGCUGCGGGGCCGUCGCUCUCCUGGCUGAGCACUCGGGUUUGCUCGUACCAGCCCUCGGGUGCCAAACACCGCGGGCGUCCCUGGGGAGCAGCUGGGGACACAGGAGUGUCCCCAGAGUGCAGACACAGAGACCUGGGACACAGACAUGGAUGGGGACUGGAGCUGUGGUGGCUGUGCAAGCAUGCUGGUCCCCCAGGUGCAGAGAGCUCCACAGGGCUCCGGGGCCUGCACCACGGCCCCAUGGCCAUGUUGACAGCAGCACCGGGACCAAAGGUCCCUUUUGUGCCACUGUUAUCUUGCCACGGGUUUCACGUGGCUGUUUGCUCUGCUGCUUUGAAGAUGGCUCUGCCCCCACCCUGCUCAUGGGGUUUUUGCCCCCCCAGAGCUGCGGCACGUGUCAGGCGUGGAUGGU